Molecule: messenger RNA, 2498 nt
Organism: Strongylocentrotus purpuratus (purple sea urchin)
Lineage: Eukaryota; Metazoa; Echinodermata; Echinoidea; Camarodonta; Strongylocentrotidae
Product: zinc finger protein OZF-like
Exons: 3
Coding region: 100-1824 (574 amino acids)
Biological process (GO): regulation of transcription by RNA polymerase II
Molecular function (GO): DNA-binding transcription factor activity, RNA polymerase II-specific; RNA polymerase II cis-regulatory region sequence-specific DNA binding
Source: RefSeq, a predicted model, not a curated record
UCGAGUCUUCCAGAGGAUAUCCCAUUACCGGUAGAAGCUGGCAUAGGAACUCAAUCCGAUUCAUCUGAAAGAGAGAGUUGCCCUAGUGGGAAUACAAGAAUGCAGAGCUCCUAUCAAAGUAUGAGGAAAACUCAGGAAAUGUCAGGUGAUAGAUCACGUGAUGGGGAAAGACGUUUGAGUCUUCCAGAGGAUAUCCCAUUACCGGUAGAAGCUGGCAUAGGAACUCAAUCCGAUUCAUCUGAAAGAGAGAGUUGCCCUAGUGGGGAUUCAAGAAUGCAGAGCUCCCAUCAAAGUAUGAGGAAAACUCAGGAAAUGUCAGGUGAUAGAUCAUGUGACGGUGUGAGACAUCUUCCAGAGGAUUUCCCAUUAGAAGCUGGCAUAGGAACUCAAUCCUAUUCAUCUGAAAGAGAGAGUUGCCCUAGUGAGUAUGACUCUUGUCUCAUACCAAGCCAAGUGGCUUAUUUUCAUGAAAAACAAGCAGCCGACCGAGAGACACUGGAUGCUACCACCUCAUCUCAUGAACCUGGAGGAAUGGAUAUAGAUAGGAAUGAAGACAUCACGAUGGAAUAUGACGAGAUGAUCAAUCAGUCUUCCCAGAUUUGUGCAAAAGGAAGCGAUCAAAAUGAUCCUAGCUGCAGCCUAACUAAAGAAAAAACAUUUCUCUGUUGUGUUUGUAGCAAAGGAUUUGCCCACAGCCCUAGUUUAUAUAGGCACAAGAGAACCCAUGGAGGAGAAAAGCCCCAUGAGUGUACGUUUUGCAAGAAGAGAUUUCUGUACAUGAACAGUCUAAAGGAACACCUGAGAAUCCAUACAGGAGAAAAGCCUUAUCGGUGUACAGUUUGCGACAAAGGCUUUCAUACAAGUGGUAAUCUUGCACAACAUAUGACAGUUCAUACAGGAAAAAAGAGAUAUGAGUGUAAGUUUUGUGAUAAGAAAUAUAGGCGGAGUAAUGGUCUCGUAGAGCACAUGAGAACCCAUACAAACGAAAAGCCAUAUCAGUGUAAGCUUUGUGAUAAGAAAUAUAGCCAUAACUCUAGUCUGGGUCUGCAUAUGAGAACCCAUACAGGCGAAAAGCCAUAUCAGUGUAUGUACUGCAAUGUGAGUUUUAGUCGUGUUGAACAACUCUCAAGACACAUAGUUACCCAUACAGGUGAAAGGCCCUUCGAGUGUUCCUUAUGUAGCAAAACCUUUUCCGAACGGGGUUAUCUGACAGAACAUCAGAGAGUUCACACAGGGGAAAAGCCAUAUUUUUGUUCUAUUUGUGAGAAAAGAUUCACUAGUAACAGUUAUUGCAAACGACACAUGAGGAUCCAUACGGGAGAGAACCCCUUUCUGUGCUCCGUCUGUGGCAAAAGCUUUCGGGAAAAGAGUACCCAUACAAAGCAUAUGACAACUCACAGUGGAGAAAAGCCUCAUGUAUGUUUGAUUUGUAACAAAGCAUUUUCCAACACCUCAGGUCUUUCAAGGCACAAUAAAAUCCACACAGGAGAAAGGCCUUACGAGUGUUCUUUUUGUAAAAAAACAUUUUCCCAAACCCAUCACCUUUCAAGGCACAUAAAAAUCCACACAGGUGAAAGGCCCUUCGAGUGUUCCGUAUGUAGCAAAACCUUUUCCGAACGGGGUUAUCUGACAGAACAUCAGAGAGUUCACACAGGGGAAAAGCCAUAUUUUUGUUCUAUUUGUGAGAAAAGAUUCACUAGUAACAGUUGUUGCAAACGACACAUGAGGAUCCAUACGGGAGAAAAACCCUUUCCGUGCUCCGUCUGUGACAAGAGCUUUCGGGAAAAGAGUACCUGUAAAGUGCAUAUGAAAACCCACACUUGACAAUUGAUUACCGAAUACUCUCAUGCCCAUAUAGACUUAUAAUAAUACAGGAUCGAUCUGAUUCCUGCAGGCAAUGGGUUCAUCCGCCCAGUUCCUGCAGGCAAUGGGUUCAUCUACCCAGUUCAUGCUGGCAAUGGGUUCAUCCACCCAGUUCCUGCAGGCAAUGGGUUCAUCUACCCAGUUCAUGCGGGCAAUGGGUUCAUCCACCCAUUUCAUGUAGGCAAUGGGUUCAUCCACCCAGUUCAUGCAGGCAAUGGGUUCAUCCACCCAGUUCCUGCACGCAAUGGGUUCAUCCACCCAGUUCCUGUAGGCAAUGGGUUCAUCCACCCAGUUCAUGCUGGCAAUGGGUUCAUCCACCCAUUUCAUGUAGGCAAUGGGUUCAUCCACCCAGUUCAUGCAGGCAAUGGGUUCAUCCACCCAGUUCCUGCACGCAAUGGGUUCAUCCACCCAGUUCCUGCACGCAAUGGGUUCAUCCACCCGGUUCCUGCAGGCAAUGGGUUCAUCCAACCAGUUCCUGUAGGCAAUGGGUUUAUCCACACAGUUCCUGUAGGCAAUGGGUUCAUCCAACCAGUUCCUGCACGCAAUGGGUUCAUCCACCCAGUUCCUGCACGCAAUGGGUUCAUCCACCCGGUUCCUGCAGGCAAUGGGUUCAUCCAACCAGUUCCUGUAGGCAA